Hibiscus syriacus is the source of this 1325-nucleotide messenger RNA. Its product is annotated as protein IQ-DOMAIN 1-like. The record is from RefSeq and is a predicted model, not a curated record. The transcript has 5 exons. Gene Ontology annotation, molecular function: protein binding. Lineage: Eukaryota; Viridiplantae; Streptophyta; Magnoliopsida; Malvales; Malvaceae. The coding region runs from base 55 to 1317 and encodes 420 amino acids.
AUUAGAAAUUAAAUGUCUUUUCUUUUUUAUUUUUGAAGAAGAAAUUAUUGAGAAAUGGGGAAAAAAGGAGGCUGGUUUUAUAGUGUGAAGAAAGUUUUAAGCCUUAAUUCCAACAAAGAUGAGAAAUCUCAAAAAUCAAAGAAAAAAUGGGCAACAACGCAGGAUGGAACUCAAGGCGUCAAGUUAAUCAAAUCAGAAAAUGAGAACAGCAAACAUGCCAACUCCGUCGCUCUCGCCACCACCAUGGUGGCGGCGGUCGAAGUUUUCCGUCUUACGAAGGUGCCACGCCACCCCAGGAAAUCAAGGGAGGAAAUAGCUGCCAUUAUGAUUCAAACUUAUUUUCGAGGAUACUUGGGUCGGAAGGAAUUGCGAGCUUUGAAAGGGUUGGUGAGGUUGCAAUCGUUAAUCGAAGGGCAAUCCGUAAAACGACAGGCGACGACUGCAUUAAGAUGCAUGCGGACGCUCGCUCGAGUGCGGUCGCAUGUUCGGACAAGGCAGAUUUUAAUGUCCGAACAAAACCGAUCACUUCAAAAGCAGAUUCAACAAAAACACGAGAAAGAGUCGCAAAGCUCUAAAUCUGUUACGGGGGAUGAUUUUAGUGUCAGCACAAAGUCUAAGGAGCAAAUGGCAGCGAAAGAACAAUAUAGACUAGCAGCAGCAAUGCGAAGGGAGAAAGCUUUAGCUUACUCAUUUACUCGCCAGAGACCGUGGAAGAAUCCUUUAAAACCAGUGAAUCAAGCAUUUAUGGAUUCGAAAAAACCUGAAUGGAGUUGGAGUUGGUUAGAGCGAUGGAUGGCAGCUCGACCAUGGGACAUUCGAAGCACAUCGAAUAACAAUGAUCGUGGUACGAAUAAAACUACGGGUCCUCGAAUCCCUAGAGCUAAGUCUCAAAUUGAGCCUAACAAUGAUAAUGAUAGGCGAUCUCCGACCCCGGCCAAACCGAUUCGACCACCAAUCCGCCGGUCCACUUCAACACCACCCUCUAAGAUACAUUCUACUUCAUCAGCUUCUAGCAAAAUAACAUUGCAAAGCCCAAGUCCGACGCAAACUUACUUGUCCGAUAGUUACAAGAGACAUAGCAUCGGGGCCUCAUCAUCAUCAUCGACAGACUAUGAGAUAUUUGAAAUCUCACCUCCAAAUCCUAUUAACAAAACCUCGUCACAAAUGCCAACAAGGGACCGACCCCGAUUUCCGAGCAAUGGAACGUCAGAUAAGGGAUCAGCAAAGCCUCCAAAUAGACGGCUUUCAUUACAACCAUCCCCGGCAAGGAGUCGGACACUUUCUGGUCCUCCGAAGGUCACUAUGUCACCUAUUUAACGAAAAAA